AUAUCUCAAUUGAUAUCGAUAAACUAUAAAUCAGUAAGUGUAUCUUGUUUAUAAGGACAAACUACCAAGUUGUGUGUUAUUGAAAAUUAUUCUGUGAUUGUUUUAAUAUAUAAAUUUCUUUUAAUCUGUGUUUAUUGACCUAUUAUGGUUUUGUUAUUAUCUACGUAAAUAUGGUGGGUACAACGACCGAUACUCUAGUUUUCUACGUAAAUGGAAAAAAGGUAAUAGAUCCAUCACCAGAUCCAGAAUGGACUUUACUACGAUAUCUUCGGGAAAAGCUUCGAUUAUGCGGAACGAAAUUAGGCUGUGCCGAAGGAGGAUGUGGCGCUUGUACUGUCAUGGUGUCUAAAUAUGACCGAAAACGUGAUAAAGUCAUUCAUUUAGCCGUAAAUGCCUGCCUGGCUCCAGUUUGCUCCAUGCACGGCUUAGCCGUUGUCACUGUCGAAGGAAUUGGCAGCACCCGCACCAGACUCCAUCCAGUGCAGGAGCGAAUAGCCAAAGCUCACGGAUCACAAUGCGGGUUUUGCACACCUGGAAUAGUUAUGUCCAUGUACGCGCUGCUUAGAAAUUCAUCCCUACCUUCAAUGAAAGACAUGGAAGUCGCUUUCCAAGGCAAUUUAUGCAGGUGUACAGGAUACAGACCGAUAAUAGAAGGAUAUAAAACUUUUACUAAAGAGUUUUCUGGAACCUGCUCGAUGGGAGAAAAUUGCUGCAAAAAUAUUAAAAAUGGUGUCAAUGGUACAUCGGAUGGUACAAAUGGUACUAUUUGAACCAGUAAGUUUACUCCAUUAGACCCUACCCAGGAGCCAAUAUUUCCCCCAGAAUUAAAACUCUCUGACUCACUCGACAAAGUCUCGGUAACUUUUAGGAAUCCAGUAGUGACCUGGUAUCGACCUACCACAUUAUACGAAUUAUUAAAAAUAAAGGAUGAGCAUAACGAUGCUAAAAUUAUUGUUGGCAAUACAGAAGUAGGCGUCGAGGUCAAGUUUAAACAUUGCGUUUAUCCGGUACUGGUGUUACCAAAUCAAAUUCCUGAAAUGACUAAUAUUGAAGACCUAGGAAGUACAAUAAUGGUUGGCGCCUCAGUCACUCUAUGCGAUAUGGAAGAAUAUUUAAGAAAUGAAAUUGACACAAAACCCGAACAUGAAACGAGAAUAUUCAAGGCGAUCGUUGAGAUGUUGCAAUAUUUUGCUGGAAAACAAAUUAGGAACGUAGCAGCAGUUGGUGGCAAUAUAAUGACAGGUAGUCCAAUUUCUGAUUUGUGCCCAAUCACCGCAUCUGGAAUUGCUCUGGAAGUGCAAAGCUUGAAACGCGGAAGAAGGCUUGUGAAUAUGGGUGAAGGAUUUUUCACUGGAUAUCGACGGAACAUUGUAGCACCUGAUGAAGUUUUGAUUAAUAUUCGAAUACCUCGCACUACAAAAGAUCAAUUCUUUAUUGCUUAUAAACAAUCGAAGCGUAGAGAAGAUGAUAUAGCUAUUGUAAAUGGGGCUUUUGAUAUUACAUUUGAACCUAGGACUACGAUAGUGCAAAAAGCGAAUUUAGCUUAUGGAGGGAUGGCGCCUACAGUAGCCAUAGCAAAAAAAGCACAAGAGUAUUUGAUCGGGAAAGAGUGGAAUGCCGAUAUAUUAGAAGGUGUUUACGAAAGAUUGAUUGAGGAUCUACCUUUAGCUGAUAGUGCUCCUGGUGGCACGAUAAUGUAUCGUCGUUCUUUGACAUUAAGUUUAUUCUUUAAAGCUUUUCUGCACAUCAGCCAAAUUUUAGAAUUAGAUGUUCCAGAUACCGAAAAAAGUGGUGCACAUUUGUUUAAAGGCCACAUUCCAAAAAGUUCGCAAUUUUAUGAGUUACCACCUCCAGGGCAGGUUACACGUGAUCCAGUAGGUAGACCCAAAGUUCAUGUUUCGGCGUUUAAGCAAGCGACAGGGGAAGCUGUAUAUUGUGAUGACAUACCUCGUUAUGAUCAAGAAUUAUACCUUGGCUUGGUGCUCAGUACGAAAGCCAAUGCACGUAUAAAAUCAAUAGAUCCGAAACCUGCUUUAGAUAUGCCUGGGGUGCACGGAUAUUUCAGUGCUAAGGAUCUAACAAAACAUCAAAAUACAGUCGGACCAAUAAUUCAAGAUGAAGAAUUAUUCAGAACAGAAACAGUUACAUGCCAAGGUCAAAUUAUAGGAUGCAUAGCUGCUGAUGAUCAAUUAUUAGCACAACGAGCUGCUAGAAGUGUUAAGAUCGAAUACGAAGAUGAAAAGCCACCUAUAAUAACUAUCGAAGAUGCUAUUAAACAUAAUAGUUUCUUCCCAGGUUACCCUAAAAAAAUUGAGAAAGGUGACAUAGAUAAAGCAUUUGCUGAAGCUUAUGGUAUUGUUGAAGGGCAUUGUAGAAUGGGUGGACAGGAACACUUUUAUCUAGAAACUCAUGCUGCUCUAGCUGUUCCUAAACCAGAAGAUGAAGAAUUAGAAUUGUUUUGUUCAUCACAGCAUCCGUCUGAAAUUCAGCACAUGGUUUCACAUUUGCUCGACAUUCCAAGCAACCGUAUUACGGUGCGGGUCAAGCGCAUGGGCGGCGGAUUUGGUGGUAAGGAAUCAAGGGCGAUGAUGGUGUCCCUUCCUGUUUGUUUAGCCGCUUCUAAAUUGCGCAGACCUGUUCGACUUAUGCUUGAUAGAGACGAGGACAUGGCUAUAUCUGGCACGAGACAUCCAUUCCUUUGCAAAUAUAAAGCUUCUUAUAAUAAAGAUGGCAAGAUUACGGCGUGCGAUAUUAAAAUUUAUAAUAAUGGAGGUUAUUCCAUGGAUUUGUCUUGCUCGGUUCUUGAACGUGCUAUGUUCCAUUUUGAAAAUUCCUACUUCAUUCCGAUAGUUCGUGUUCAUGCCUGGGUGUGCCGUACAAAUUUACCUUCUAAUACAGCCUUUCGUGGCUUCGGUGGCCCCCAAGGUAUGUUUGCAGGUGAACAUAUAGUGCGUCAGGUGGCCCAUGCGUUACGCCGUGAUUAUAUUGAGGUAAUGCGCUUAAACCUCUACACUGAAAAGCAACUAACUCAUUACAACCUGCUGGAAUACUGCAGAUUACAAAUGUGCUGGGAUGAAUGUCUCAAAAACGCGAAUUUUGAUCGAAGGCGAUCCCAAAUCGCCGAAUUUAACAAAACGAACCGUUGGAGAAAACGUGGUAUUAGUGUUGUACACAAGUUUGGUAUUGCUUUCACAGCAUUAUUUUUAAAUCAAGCUGGUGCGUUGUUACAUAUUUAUAAAGAUGGGUCCGUACUCCUUUCUCACGGUGGAACAGAAAUGGGCCAAGGGUUACAUACAAAGAUGAUACAAGUUGCUGCACGGGCUUUAGAUAUUUCACCAGAUUUGAUACAUAUUUCUGAAACUUCAACCGACAAAGUUCCCAAUACAUCAGCCACAGCUGCUAGCGCUGGAUCAGAUCUUAAUGGGAUGGCUGUUUUAGACGCUUGUAACAAAAUUAACGAUCGUUUAUCCGUUUAUAAAAAAUCCAUGCCCGAUAAAGAUUGGUUCGCUUGGAGCACAGCAUACAUGGAUCGAGUAGGGCUUUCAGCAACUGGCUUCUACGCGACCCCAAAUAUUGGUUAUGAUUUUGCGACCAAUUCAGGAAAUCCCUUCAACUAUUUUACAUAUGGAGUGGCUUGCAGUGAAGUAGAAAUUGAUUGCCUGACAGGUGACCAUCAGGUGGUUCGUACAGAUAUCGUGAUGGAUUUGGGAUCGAGUAUCAAUCCUGCGAUUGAUAUCGGUCAAGUUGAAGGAGGUUUUAUGCAAGGGUACGGAUUAUUCACUAUCGAAGAGAUGAUCUAUUCCCCGCAAGGUAUGGUGAUGUCAAGAGGACCUGGUGUUUAUAAGUUGCCUGGUUUUGGAGAUAUUCCAACAGUGUUUAACGUAUCGCUUCUGAAAGGAGCUCCGAACCCUAGGGCUGUAUAUUCUUCAAAGGCUGUUGGAGAGCCUCCUCUAUUUUUGGCGUCUUCCAUAUUCUUUGCCAUAAAAGAAGCUAUUUCAGCUGCUCGGAGUGAUUCUGGUUUGAACGAAUAUUUCUAUUUAGAAUCUCCUGCAACUGCAGCAAGAAUACGCAUGGCUUGUCAAGAUAACAUAACUCGCAAGUUUGUAGCAGCAAAGGAAGGUUCGUUUACACCUUGGAACGUUGUGCCAUAAAUAUAAAAGUAAC
This is a messenger RNA of Ctenocephalides felis (cat flea), 4164 nucleotides long. RefSeq names its product xanthine dehydrogenase (gene ry). The record is from RefSeq and is a predicted model, not a curated record. Lineage: Eukaryota; Metazoa; Arthropoda; Insecta; Siphonaptera; Pulicidae. Gene Ontology annotation, molecular function: 2 iron, 2 sulfur cluster binding; xanthine dehydrogenase activity; FAD binding.